AUGCUAUGCACCUGGUUUAUCAAUCUCGUGAUGACCGCUUCCGCCAUUGCUGAGCUACUCAAAGGAUUUGAUACUAUAUACGCGCAAACCCAGCUGACUCCAAUGCAAUUUCGUUGCAUGAAGGAUGAAGGUUACUCAUUCUACAUUGCCAGAGUCUUUAAUGGUCAGCAAGGAUUUGAUAUAAUUGGAGCACGGAAUUUGAAAUAUGCUCAUGAAGCUGGCCUCCAUGUUGCCGCCUACGUAGUCCCCUGUUUCAGUGACGGUAAAGUGCCCAACCGAUUAUCUUCAGGCUAA
Messenger RNA from Cylicocyclus nassatus, 294 nucleotides. NCBI's taxonomy places the organism in Eukaryota, Metazoa, Nematoda, Chromadorea, Rhabditida, Strongylidae. The record is from the annotation of a GenBank genome assembly.